AUGGUGAUGGCGGACAUGACGGCCGCGCUGCUGCCACUGCUGGCGCAGCUGCUCUGCACUCAGGUGACGCCGGUGCUCUCCCACGCCCGGUUUCUGGAGCCGCCGUCUCGAGCCAGUAUGUGGAGGAUGGGCUUCGAGGCGCCGGUUGACUACCAGGACCACGAGGGCAGCUGUGGAGGACUGUUUUACCAAUGGCUGGCCAACGGGGGCCGAUGCGGUAUCUGCGGUGACCGCUGGGACGACUGGCCGCGGCCACACGAGCGAGGUGGACGCUUCGCUACCGGCGGCAUCGUGCGCCGAUAUCGCCGCGGACAGAUUAUCUCGACAGUGGUGGAGGUCACGACGGCACACCGCGGAUACAUGGAGUUCCGCAUCUGCGAGCUGAGCCGUGAACGUCCGGAGGCCACGCAGCCCUGUCUCAACAGACACCUACUACGGUUAGCUGACGGCUCCGGCACAAAGUAUCGGGUCGGAGAAAAGUCGGAGAUGGCCCGGGUCAAACUCCGUCUGCCGGCUGACCUGACCUGCGCCCACUGCGUCAUCCAGUGGCGAUACCGAACCGGUAACAACUGGGGCAUCUGUCCGGACGGCAGCAGUCAGCUCGGCUGCGGACCACAGGAGGAGUUCAGAGGCUGCUCCGAUGUGGCCGUCCUGCCGCGAAACUCUGACACCGAGUUCUCCACCGUCGGCCCAGCCACAACCAGCACCAGCGGACGACCGCGGGUACCCUCUGACCUGACGGGACCCUCCGGAGGCCUCAGAGGCCCUCCUGACCUGACGGCGCCCUCCGGAGGCCUCAGAGUCCCACGUCCAAUGGACUUCAACCAGCUACCGGAGAUAACCGGACCGUCGAGUGCCCAGACGUUCCGACCGAGACCUUCUGUGCCGAGACGGCCCUCUGACCUGAUCCCAGAGGUCACUGCUCCGUCGGCGCUCCCAGGGAGCCUCUCUGACCCACGCCGGCGGCCACCGCGGCCCGGCUACCACCACAGACCGUACGAGGCCAUGACUGCGAGAAAUCGGACUCGCGUCACCACCGGCACCAGACAGGUUUCUUCCAGCGACGACUUUGAUGAUGAGUUCAUCGAUCUCGACAACAAUUUCAUUGAUGUUGAUGGUAAUGUUGUAGACGAUAGCGACACUUCGGACGGGUUCAUCGACAGCGACGAACCGUUCGUCGACGUCGAUGAUCUGGAGGAGGUGGACCUGAGGGACCUCGAGUCGCUGGGAGUUGGAGACAUCCCGACGGCGUUCGACGGAGAUAACACCAUCGACGGCUCUUCAGACGAUCCGUUCAGAUCGGCCGGUCUGCGGCGAGGGAAGCAGCUGGGCGGUCUGAGUGCGUUCGACCGGGAGUGUCACGCCGUCGGUGUGUGGGUGACAGUGCCCGGUAUGGACGCCUGGUGCCACACCAACUGUCUGGCUGAGCCCGAGCCCAGCUGCCCGGAGGGUAUGUGUCAGUGUGGGGAGGCGGGCGCGGCGCCGGCCAGGCCUAGUCUGCAGCUGUUGCAGGGAUCGCUGCCGAGCCGGCCGGCCGCCGCCCUGCCGACACCGGCGAGUCCAAGUGCUGAGGACGAGCUGCCGCAGCCGCUGGCAGAGAGCGAUACGGUACAGGCCCUACUCACCGAGCUAGCCAGACUGAGAGAGGAGAGACUGCGCUACCAGGCGGCGCAGAGCGGAGGGAGACUCCCCACCAGCAGCCAACUGACCUACCUAGCCCCGGGGGACGCGCCGACCGUCGCCGGCGCAGCCCUCGGUGGGGUCACUAGUCCACGCGGUCCUCUACGACCGUUCUACUUUGCCCCGACGACCACACAACGCACUGCACCCCUCACCGAGCCGCCGCCCGUGGACGGGGACGGCGUCGAGCGGUUCCCUCCGCCGGUAGUCAGCGGACCGGCACAGGACGACCUCCGACCGGUCACCCUGCCGACCACCACAGCGGCAGAGGGAGAGGAAGAGCUGGAGGAGGACGCUGAGCUGCUACCGACAGAGCUGGUGGAGCGCGAGAGGCAGAGGGGACGGCUCAGGAGGCUGGAGAAACUUCGUGAGGAGUUGAGGCAGCGACAUGAGAAGGAGAGGCAGCAGCAGCAGCGGGAGAAGCAGCAGCGGAGGAAGAAACAACACCACCCGGCUGUCGAGGCCGGUCGAAACCGCACCCUUAUGCAGAUCUCACACAGCGGCAACCGAGCGAAGAUCGUGCUGAAUGGCGUGGGCGAUGAUACACCCGGUGCUCCCUCCAACCGCAGCACCACGCUCUACUUCAAGGCCCGCGCGCCGGGCUUCCUCUUCUUCAUCCAGCCGAUCGAGCGGCAGAGUGGUGCGGCUCGUGGUCGGCCUCAGAGCGCGCGAGCUAUCGUCGUGCCAAUGGGCCAGGGUGUAGACCGGCAGCGAGCCCGUCAGGCGGCGGCUGACCUGCUGCGGCGCCAGAGGACCACCGGCCGGCCCCCGACCGCCGUCAGCCUGGCCUCGGCCAGCACCGUGGUGCCGCGGGUAGUGUCCGCAACGGGGAGCGACACCGCCAGCGCGGCGGCGACUGACACCAACUCCACCACGGCGGCCAGCCUGCAGCAGAGGCAGCAGGAGGAGCUGUACCGCAACAUCGGCCUCCUGGCAGCCGCCGGAGGACGCACCCGGGCCGCCGCUACCGGUACACGGGACAGCACAGAGGUGGUGCCUCUCGGUGCCGAGGGAGACGACUAUCAGCCUCCUGGGGACGACUCUACCGAAACGGCAAUCGCGACGGCAGGGCAGGCGCAAAGAAGGUCCGACAGCACCAAGAAGCGCGUGGCCAACUGUCGAGGGAUCGGCAAGUUCAGGCACUCGUUCGCCAUGGACUACUGGUGCGAGGUAAACUGUAACUCGGAGAAGGUGCGGAACUGUCCCAAGAAUCUGUGCGAGUGUCGCGGCUACGCACGGCUCCAGAGCGUCUAG
Molecule: messenger RNA, 2934 nt
Organism: Amphibalanus amphitrite
Lineage: Eukaryota; Metazoa; Arthropoda; Thecostraca; Balanomorpha; Balanidae
Exons: 9
Coding region: 1-2934 (977 amino acids)
Source: RefSeq, a predicted model, not a curated record